Laetiporus sulphureus 93-53 is the source of this 2170-nucleotide messenger RNA. RefSeq names its product glycoside hydrolase family 20 protein. Gene Ontology annotation, cellular component: membrane. Lineage: Eukaryota; Fungi; Basidiomycota; Agaricomycetes; Polyporales; Laetiporaceae. The record is from RefSeq and is a predicted model, not a curated record. The transcript has 11 exons. Bases 400 to 2064 code for a protein of 554 amino acids. Gene Ontology annotation, molecular function: beta-N-acetylhexosaminidase activity. Gene Ontology annotation, biological process: carbohydrate metabolic process; glycosaminoglycan metabolic process.
GAGUCUGGCUCAGCCACCGCAGACAUGGCAUCCAUCAUGGACUUUUUCACACCCGACAUGUGGGGAAAAACAAGACUUUUCAUGCUGAAAUCGGGAGUGAACAUCCGACUGCUGUAAAGAUAUCGCAACAAAGGUCCGGUUGCGUGGUCGGAGGUGCACGCUACCAAAGAUAGGAGGCUAAACUAAGCCUCAAGGCCUCAACGACCAUGCGCCCGACGGCCUGUCAUCUUUCCGUGCCUCAGGACGGGAUGACACUGCCGAGAGCACACACGCGACGUGAAGAUACGGUUUGAUCAUUUGAUGCAUGUUGGCCGCUUGUGCGAACGGAUACAAGAGGUGGGGCCCUGGGGGGUCAGCCGAGUAGUCCUCGCGAGGUUCAGUCCUACGCUGACACUCACCAUGCUGCACAGGGCCGCUCUGGUUCUGGCGUCGCUCCUGGCGGUCUCCGCUCCUGUUCGUGCUCUAUGGCCGCUGCCUCGCAACUUGGACGAGGGCACGACCGCUCUUCGUCUCUCACAUGGCUUCCACAUCACAACAGACGUGGAGAAUGCUCCCCAGGAUCUGUAUGAAGCAGUUGCGCGGACGCAGACGUACCUUUUUAAGGACAAUCUGGGACGACUGGUCGUCGGGCGCGGAGCGGGGGAUGUCAGCGCGUUUGAGACAGCUGCAUACCUGUCUGAGCUGAAACUGUCGCUCAAAUCUGGUUCUACCGUACUUUCGAUCACGGAGGAGGCUCAGAAGCCCAUUGAGGACCGGGAUGAGGCGUAUAGCCUGGCAGUGCCAUCGAAUGGUUCUGUUGCGACCAUCACGGCCACUUCCACUCUGGGUCUCUUCCGGGGUCUGACGACGUUCGGUCAGCUUUGGUAUGAAUAUGAUGGUACCAUUUACGCUAUGAACACGCCGCUGCAGAUCGAGGACUCGCCUGCCUAUCCUUAUCGUGGUUUGCUGCUCGAUACAGCGCGUAAUUACUUUGGCGUGUCUGACAUCCUCCGCACUUUGGAUGCGAUGAGCUGGGUGAAGAUCAACCAAUUCCACUGGCACGUAGUCGACAGUCAGAGUUUUCCGCUUGAGAUCCCUGGAUACAUGGAGCUUGCUGAAUACGGUGCUUACGGGCCGAGCAUGGUCUACACCCCGAGCGACAUCGAGACUAUCGUCUCAUAUGCCGGAGCGCGUGGAAUCGAUGUUCUAGUGGAGAUCGACACCCCAGGCCAUACUGCAGCGAUUGCUGAUGCCCAUCCUGACUUCAUCGCCUGCAACCAGGCACGUCCUUGGGCCAGUUACGCUAACGAGCCGCCUGCUGGUCAGCUGCGUUUCACCAACGCAACGAUCGCAGAGUGGACUGCAGGCAUGUUCUCAGAGGUUGCGAAAAUGUUCCCAUCAACGAUGGUCAGCACCGGAGGAGACGAAAUCAACACGUACUGUUACGAGAUGGACGAAGAGACACAGAAAGACUUGAAUACGACUGAUCUCUCGUUCAAUGAUGCAUUGGCGGACUUUACGUCGCAAACGCACGCUGCACUCAUCGCGGCUGGGAAAACGCCGGCUGUCUGGGAAGAGAUGGUUCUUGACUACAAUCUAACGCUGUCAGACGACACUCUUGUUCUGGUCUGGAUAUCUUCCGAAGAUGUCCUUGCUGUGGUCGAGAAAGGAUUCCGGGUAAUUCAUGCCGCAUCCAAUUAUUUGUAUUUGGAUUGUGGUGGAGGCGGUUGGGUCGGAGAUUAUCCAGCCGGCAACAGCUGGUGUGAUCCUUUCAAGACGUGGCAAUAUACCUACACGUUCGAUCCCCUUGCCAAUCUGACUUCAGACCAGUAUCACCUGGUCGUGGGCGGCCAACAGAACUUGUGGACUGAACAGUCCAGCCCAUCAAACUUGGACCCUAUUGUCUGGCCGCGUGCUGCCUCUUCGGCGGAGGUCUUCUGGAGCGGGCCCGGCGGAAACCUGACAUCUGCACUCCCGCGUCUGCAUGACGUCUCGUUCCGCAUGCAGCAGCGCGGCGUCCACUCAAUCCCCCUUCAGCCGCUGUGGUGUGCGCUCCAUCCCUAUGAGUGCGAUCUGACUUGGUAGACGCUGUUCUCCUUGAAUGGACAGACAUUUGUUGUGCUUUGGACUGUAAGGAGCUCAUUGUUGUAGAUACUAGUGCUAAUGGAACAUUGAAGACUUGGAAGUGGCU